Closterium sp. Naga37s-1 is the source of this 2091-nucleotide messenger RNA. NCBI's taxonomy places the organism in Eukaryota, Viridiplantae, Streptophyta, Zygnematophyceae, Desmidiales, Closteriaceae. The record is from the annotation of a GenBank genome assembly.
AUGGCACGGGCUAGGAUGUCUGGGCUGCUGCUCACGCUCACGCUCUCAGUCGCUUUGCUAGCUUCCUGCCCGCAUUAUGCGGCGGCGCAAGAAACGCCAUCACCUGCGUUCAAGUUUAGCAAUUACAUGCUCAAGAACUGCCGUGCUCAAACCGACGCGUCGACCAACGGCGUGCGAUCCGCCGACUUCGGCGACGGAUUCGCAUUCGGCGUGACGACGAGCGCGACGCAGGUGGAGGGAAGCACGAGCAAGGACGGCCGUGGGCCGAGCAUAUGGGACGCGUACUCGAUGCUGACCGGCGCCAUCGCCGAUGGAUCCAAACCCGCCGAGGCGACUCAGAGCUACGACCGUUACAAGACUGACGUGAAGUUUCUCAAGGAGAUGGGGGUGAAGAACUACCGCUUCUCCAUCUCGUGGCCACGAGUUGUGCCAGGGGGUGUGGGUGCGUUGAACGCCGAGGGUAUACGCUUUUACAAUGACUUCAUUAACGAGUUGAAGGAUAACGGCAUCGAGCCCGUGGUUACACUGUACCACUGGGAUCUGCCGUUCCCUCUUGAACGCGACCAGGGGGGCUGGCUCAACGACACCAUUGUGCGAAGUUACGCCAACUACGCAGAAACGUGCUUCCGCAAAUUCGGGGACAGAGUGAAGACAUGGAUCACAUUCGCCGAGCCGCAGCAGAUCGCUGUGCAAGGCUACGGCACAGGAGGCAUGGCCCCGGGCCGCUGUUCGGACCGCACAAUUUGCACCGCGGGAAAUUCGUCCUCUGAGCCUUACAUCGUCGCGCACAACAUUCUGAAGGCGCAUUCGUUGACGGUCCAGAUUUACCGUCAGAAGUACAAGAAGCAGCAGGGCGGUCGGAUCGGCAUCGCGCUGGAUUGCGUGUACCACUACGCGGCUGACGAAACGCGCGCGAGCAAAAAUGCGGCGCAGCGGGGGAUGGAAUUCGCGUACGGGUGGUUCGCGGACCCGAUCCGUUACGGAAGUUACCCGCGCUCCAUGCGUUAUUUCGUCGGCAAUCGCAUGCCGAAAUUCAACCGGAAGGAAUCGCGACGCAUGAGAGGCGCCACGGAUUUUCUCGGGUUGGAUUUUUACUCGGCCGUUUACGCGUGGCCGGGAAGCAGCGCGGGAGCUGGAAUCCCGUGGACCGACGCGCGCGUCUCAACUUCACCCCGUAACCCCCGAACCGGCAAGUUUGUCGGCGAGCCGACCUCCUCGAAGUGGCUCUACGUGGCUCCCGAGUCCAUGAAGAACAUGCUGCUGUGGAUAAAGAACCGUUACGGCAAAGAUGCAGCUGUAAUCGUUACCGAGAAUGGUGUUAGCGAGUACAACGUGCAGGGGAUCACGAUGGACAAGGCGCUGUGCGACGUGCAGAGGGUUAACUUCCACAAGAGCUACCUACAAAAUGUUCUGGACGCCAAGAAGAGGUGUGGUUGUUACUCUCCCUCCCCCCUGUCACUCUCCCUCCCCCCUGUCACUCUCCCUCCCCCUGUCACUCUCCCUCCCCCUGUCACUCUCCCUCCCCCUGUCACUCUCCCUCCCCCUGUCACUCUCCCUCCCCCUGUCACUCUCCCUCCCCCUGUCACUCUCCAUCCCCAUGUCACUCUCCAUCCCCCUGUCACUCUCCCUCCCCCUGUCACUCUCCCUCCCCCUGUCACUCUCCCUCCCCCUGUCACUCUCCCUCCCCCUGUCACUCUCCUUCCCCCGGUCACUCUCCCUCCCCCGGUCACUCUCCCUCCCCCUCCCCUCUGUCACUCUCCCUCCCCUCUGUCACUCUCCCUCCCCUCUGUCACUCUCCCUCCCCUCUGUCACUCUCCCUCCCCUCUGUCACUCUCCCUCCCCUCUGUCACUCUCCCUCCCCUCUGUCACUCUCCCUCCCCUCUGUCACUCUCCCUCCCCUCUGUCACUCUCCCUCCCCUCUGUCACUCUCCCUCCCCUCUGUCACUCUCCCUCCCCUCUGUCACUCUCCCUCCCCCCUGUCACUCUCCCUUCCUCCUGCCACACCUUCCCUGUCCCUUCCUGCCACUCCCUGCAACCCACUCUCCAUAUCCUUUCCAACCCUGUAUUUAUCAUUUGCAGCUCCAAAGUUAA